GCGCAGGCUCAGACACACCUCCUCCUUACCCUCCAUCACGCACAGGCACACGAGCGCGCACACGCACACACGCACGGAAAGGCAUAAAGCGAAGGCUGAGAACAUCGCCGGGUGGUGGGGGGAAGCAGACAACAUGUAAGGAGGCAUCAUGAAGGACGAGCGUCCGGCUCCGGGAGGAUCGCAGCAGGUGCCGCGGGGCUGAAGCUGCACCGCGCUGGAGGAAGAAGGCUGCCGCUUCACCAUGUCCACCGAGACGACUGUGUUGAUCUUGAAUCACACUGAAUGGAGAACAGUGAAGUUCCUUAAAGAUGACUCGAACUCAUCCCCCUGAUAUACUGGCAUCGACUCUGUAUCAGGACAUUACGCUAAAUCCCAUACCUGACCACUCAAUUUCUCUCCACUCCUCUCAGCAAUGUGACUCGAAAAUGAUCGACAAAUCAGAAAUCAUCAACAAAAGACACUGUCGUAGUUUUGACUUCAUCGAGUCACUGGAUGAGCCACAGCCCUUCUCUUCCUCGAUGGAGUACCCUUACAAGAGGCCUGACCAUCAGACAUUGAACAAAGACCUCAUGUGGAAUGGACUAGAUCAGCCGGGGCAUCUACGCUUUUCAUCUCCUGAUCUGUUUAACACCAGGCAGUUCCAGCAGCACACCAGCCAAGACAAAACUAGCCAUCUCACAUGGUCAGAUUCAAAAAAGAGAUCAAGAUCUAAAAGCACUCCUAGAGUUAAGGCUACCCUCACUCCUGUGCCCAUCUCAGUGUCUCCUCCUGGGGUCAGGAAAGGGAGAGAUGUGUCCCAGGCUGUGGCAGAUAACCUGAGGACUUCUGAAACACAAAGAGAAUCUUACUCCUCAAACAGGCCUUUUUUGAAUGAAGUACAUCCUAUCAAACUACAGCCCCAUUCUCCCCUCUAUGUCUCAGACUGCUUUGAGGAGGGCAAACCUGAUAAACCUGCCAUAACCCCUCAUGUUAGGUGCCGUGUGGACAUUAAACCAGAUGCGUCUGUACUACAGCAUACAGCUAGACAGGUUCCCAAUGCACGAACUGACCAUCCUUGGCAGAGAUACUCCCAGGCAAGUAGCAGUAGAGGUUUGUAUGUACCAAGGCAGGUGGUCUCCUCACCAACGCCAACACCAAGCGAAUGCUACAGUGGAGAUUUUAGGCAGGGAUACCACUACACCACCAGCAUGUCUCCCAUCUCUUACCAGCAUCUAGACAUGCAUAGAAUGCCAUCACCUACAGCACCAUACCUGAGUCAAGAACAAAGAGCUUACUCAAAUCCUAACAUACCGACCAAGUUUUUCUACACAGAGGAUGCUGUUCGUUAUCCAGUCCAUCCUUAUUCUAGGGCAUACUUUCAGGAUGAUCGGUCCAGUCUAACCAGCCAUGGUAGUACGGUGACCAGUCAGUAUGAUCCAAGAACUCGUUGGGUGCACACCCUUCCUGUCAGGUCGUAUUAUGCAGACCACCUUUCCAGAGAACCAGCACACUCUGUAUAUAGUAGACCUUACUCUACAAGUGAAGCAGGAUCAUACUUUUCUCAGACUCCACUGUCUAGAGCUUACUAUGGAGAAGACAACCGGUUUAAUCCAUACCACAUGAAUGGAUCACGGUUGUUUUAUUCCAAGCCCUUCAACUCUCCAGAGGAGCAGUACUUUCCAUCAAGGCCAUAUUAUACAGAGGGACGGCGACGCCCUCGAAUGUCCCAGGCAUUUUCGGAUGACUGGUAUCGCUCAAGUAUAUCUGGUUAUUCAAACCAGUCCUCCCAGCUCACACCGCCAAGAGUAAGACCAGACUUUGGUGCCCCCCCAUGGUUUACUAACAGCUGUACAGAGACAAGUCGCCUUGGAGCAGAAGUUAAAAACCACUCCAAGUCUUGGGACAACAUUCUAUAUCCACGGAAUGACAGAGAGCAAUCAGUGCCACGUGGUCGAAGCUACGAGAACCUGUUUUAUCAAGCAAAACAUGGAGCACCUUCUGACAUUACAUCUCAACCUGUGAUACUUAAUCUUUCAAGUUCACCAAGGCGAUAUGCUGCUCUGUCACUCUCUGAAAACUCCUUAGAGAGAGGUUCAAGCAAUCCAUGGAGGAAUACUAAGAGUGGGCACUGGUUUGUCACUCCAGAGAUCACCAUAACGGACAAUGACAUAUGUGCAGGCAACAGUAGGCGACGGGAAGUUCACUCUGUCAGCUGGGACACUUUGGAUGAUGAAAAGGCACCGUCUCCAAAAGUAGUCCUUCAGAAGCAGCCAUCUAACACAACAGAUAUUACCAAAGAAAGGAAACACAACAACUUCUCCCUCCAGCAGAGUUUAGAGCAACUGGAUGAGCUCUUAGCUGACUUGGUUGUUGACUACAAACCACCAACAGGCAGAAAGUCAAGUGCAGACCUUUUAGACCAGCUAAAACAACUAAUCACCGAAGACAGUGAGAUAGACAGAGGCUCUUCAGGACUUGAAAACUUAGGAUGUCUGAACACACAACUCCCAUCUGAUAAAUCCAGCCCUGACACAAUCAAAGACCCUGAUAGUGGGUGUGAUGCUUUACAAAGGAGCGCCGAAGAAUGUUCUCCAGACCACAGCACAGACGAAGACGACACCAUGGUGUGUGCUAACAAGAAGUGCAACCGGAUUGAGAAUAUGUUCAAUGCCUGUUUGUACUUCAAAUCAUGUCACAGUUGCUACACUUUUUAUUGCUCCCGAAACUGUCGCAGGGAUGACUGGGAAAUCCACAAAGAGACAUGUCUGUAUGGUCGUGUCAGCAGUGUGUGUCGGCACACUCUUAAGUUCUGCAGAGAGAACUCGGAGAUCCAUAAAGCCUUCUCGCGUGUUGCUAAAGCAGGCUACCUCUCCAGAGGGAGAGGUGUUCUCUUUCUGGGUUUUGCUAAUCCAGAGACAGCUGACAACUUCCUGCAAGUUGGGCUUGAGAGCCUCCUCAUGUCUCCCACAUACUUAUCUCUCAGAGAGCUGGAUGGCUUCAAGGACAACCUAGGUGAAUACUGCAAGGAACUGCAGCAUGCAGGUAAUGAGUACGACCCCAGUGAAUGUUUCCUUUUGAAUGUAUCCAUAGCUGUUGGUGAACUAGUGCCUAACCGGCCUUCACCAAGGGUCCAAGCACCAACAGUUCGAAAAUAUGCAAAGGUGUCCCUGGCCUCCUCAAGCCCUGACAAAAAGGUACUCAAGAAGGAUAGUGAAAUGGAAACUCUCAUCCUCACUCCGCCUCCAGGCACACCAGACAUUGACAAAGAGGGGGAGGAGGGAAGAAAAGCCAGAGAGGUGUGCUUUGUCAAUAUCCAGCGCGAGCUCAGGACCAGAGGAGUCUUCCUUCGUCACGAGUACCCCAAAAUCUAUAAUCAGCUGUGUGAGUUUGUGGAGAGCAACAAAAGGUUCACUCCCACUACUAUUUACCCGAUAGAUAAGAGAACAGGGAAACAGUUUAUGUGCAUGAUCAUGGCUGCAUCUGAGCCAAGAACACUAGACUGGGUGGGCACCCCUCAUCUCUUGGAUGAUAUUAUAUAAUAUAGCACUAAACAGUAACGAUAAUGAUGUCAGCUACACUAAAUUUACAUUUUGUAAAUAACACCAUGUGAUUUAGCAAAUAUGGACAUACGUGUAUAUAUUGUAUGUGACCAAUCUCUCUCUCUUUGUCUCUCUCUUUCUCUUAGUUGUGUCUGUUGCCACACACACAAAAACUCUCACACACACUUUAACGGGAUGUUUUUGUUUUUGGCUUGUUUUGAUCGUGUUGCACUUUGAAGAGUUAAUAGCCUGCAUGUGAACUAGGUAAAAACCCAGUUAUUCAGGUGUUUAAGAUGUGAACAUGUAUGAUAUGUUUCUGCAGUUUCUGCAGCCAAUGUAUGAAGCACACAAUAUUUAUGAAGUGCACCUUUCAUCACUUCCACAUAACAGUUUGCACAACCAGGGUUCAUAUUGUGUCAGUCAAACACUAUUGAUUUCUCCAACAGUUACUAUAUCAGACAUUUAUAUUAUACCUUGUUACAGUGGUUGUAGUAUUACAACUGUUUAUUAGUAUUUAAGUAUUAUUACCUUGGUAUGCUUGUAGUUGUGUGAGUACUUUUUUUUUAUUGCUGUAUUAUUCUUUCAUAGACGAAGAAGUACAAUCAAACCACCUGUUUGUUUUCCCAUAUCAUUAAAGACUUCAUUGGAAACAUAUUUCAUGUCAUGGAACGACUUGAUGUCUUUCUCAUGUAAAAUGCUUUGUUUCAAAGUGGCCUUCUGUUGAGAAAAAAAAAUGCAUUUGACACAAAGCAAUGUAUAAGGUAAGCUAUUUCUAAAGGCUUGACAGCUCUAGGCUUAGGUUGUUUGACUACCCUUGUAAAUGAAUAAUUAUUUUGCUCAAAGCAUGUUAUUUAUAUUCAGGUAUUUUAGUAUUGACAAUGCUUAUAAUAAAUUUAUUAUGUUAAUGAGAUCCAAUUUGAUGCUUAGAAAUGUAAGAGGUAUAUUAUAUAUAUUGAAUAUUAGAUCAUUUAAACAUCAAGACCUUGAGACCUUAUUGUAACUAAUGCCACAGUAUGUUCUUAAUUAAACCAUAUGCAAUAAAAGAGCAACCUUAACACCUUUAUUGUAAAAUCCUAUUUUAUUAUAGUUAUUGAAUAAUUCCUUUGAGCCAAGAGCUGCAAGGGCUCUUUUUGCACUAAAACAUAAAUUAUGAAGCAGGAAUGUUCCUAACAUAGCUGCAGCUCUGAACCCAGAUGUGACGAUAUGCCUGCUUCCACUGUCCUUGUUGACUAAUCUAAGGUUGCUCUUUUACUUGAUAAUAUAUCUUUGUGCAAGACCUUCCUUAACUUUCUAUUUUGUGAUGUUUAUAACCUAUAUAGUAUAUAAAUAUGUAAUAAAUGGAAUUUAAAGGUGA
Molecule: messenger RNA, 4872 nt
Organism: Mugil cephalus (flathead mullet)
Lineage: Eukaryota; Metazoa; Chordata; Actinopteri; Mugiliformes; Mugilidae
Product: un-named hu7912
Exons: 2
Coding region: 309-3518 (1069 amino acids)
Biological process (GO): cell-cell junction organization
Cellular component (GO): plasma membrane; apical junction complex
Source: RefSeq, a predicted model, not a curated record